CGGCUAUAUGUCUCCAAAGUACGCAUUGAGAGGAAUCUUUUCAGAAAAAUCUGAUGUGUUUAGCUAUGGCGUAUUACUACUAGAGAUAAUAAGCGGGAAAAAGAAUACUAGCUUCAAGGAUGAGGAUCAAUACCAAGGCCUUAUUGCAUAUUCAUGGCAGCUAUGGAGUGAAGGCAGAGGAAUAGAGUUGGUGGAUGAAGCAUUAGGCGAGUCAUAUAAUGAAUCAGAGGCAUUGAAAUGCAUACACAUUGGGCUUCUGUGCGUUCAAGACUUUGCCACAGAUAGACCUUCCAUGGCUCAAGUAGCUUCCAUGUUAAGUAACCAAAUAUUUGAUCAACCUCAACCCAAACAACCUGUUUUUACUUUUCAAGCCAGUAGUGGUAGUUAUGAUCCUUCCACACAAAGUGGUAAUAGAUGCUCUGUCAAUGAGGUCACUGUAUCAAUGGUUGAACCACGAUAAAAAAGAAAAACUUCAACUGUAAAUUAUGUUAAAUGCAUAUUGGGCUACACCUACGCUAUUCAAUAUUUUCUUUUAAAUUUAAUGGACUCCAUUUUGUUAAAACUUGAAAGGAAAUUACUCUAAUGAUUGCAACAAAACCAAAUGUUCUUUUUGUA
This is a messenger RNA of Humulus lupulus (European hop), 615 nucleotides long. RefSeq names its product cysteine-rich receptor-like protein kinase 19. Gene Ontology annotation, biological process: protein phosphorylation. The coding region runs from base 8 to 460 and encodes 150 amino acids. Gene Ontology annotation, molecular function: protein serine/threonine kinase activity. Lineage: Eukaryota; Viridiplantae; Streptophyta; Magnoliopsida; Rosales; Cannabaceae. The record is from RefSeq and is a predicted model, not a curated record. The transcript is spliced from 2 exons.